Molecule: messenger RNA, 594 nt
Organism: Suillus subaureus
Lineage: Eukaryota; Fungi; Basidiomycota; Agaricomycetes; Boletales; Suillaceae
Exons: 1
Coding region: 1-594 (197 amino acids)
Source: RefSeq, a predicted model, not a curated record
AUGGAAUUUGAACUUGUAGCAAAAGCCAAGAUAACCCUAGAACUAGUAGAAAAGGAUGGUGUAACAAUCCCUCAAGGACUCACCUUCAUUUCAGUACAAAGAUUACCUCACAGCGGCAUCCUGUACGAACUUGACUCAGUGAAAUCAGCACAAUGGUUCGAAAUACCAGCCCACCGAGGAAAGUUUGUCGUAAACUUCAGCACCAAUGCCACCAUCAAGGACUGCUCCUUCCACAUCCUAAUGGAAAAUAUACCUAUCUCAUACGACCCUGGAUCCAUAUACACCAACUUGGACAUCAAAAAGAAAGGAGGUCUCAAACCAGGAUCGAUCACAAAAGCAAGAUGGAUUAAACUGAUCACAAGGCGAAGCCCUACACAACAAACAGCACAUGCAAUUGUCACCCUCAAGACAAAAGAGAGCACCAACCAAAUACUUCACUUCGGCAUCUCCAUGGAGGGCAAGAAAGUCUUUGGAUGCAAACUUCUACCAGAACCAACAUGCUGCCUCAAAUGCCAAUCCUUCGAUGGAACUCACGUUGCAGCAGAAUGCACUCAACAACACGACAUGUGCGGCACAUGCAGAGCUGAACACUGA